Mytilus californianus (California mussel) is the source of this 2778-nucleotide messenger RNA. Its product is annotated as orexin receptor type 2-like. Gene Ontology annotation, cellular component: plasma membrane. The coding region runs from base 290 to 1474 and encodes 394 amino acids. The transcript has a single exon. Lineage: Eukaryota; Metazoa; Mollusca; Bivalvia; Mytilida; Mytilidae. Gene Ontology annotation, biological process: G protein-coupled receptor signaling pathway. Gene Ontology annotation, molecular function: G protein-coupled receptor activity. The record is from RefSeq and is a predicted model, not a curated record.
AACAAGGUUAUUUCAUACUAUUAACGAAAAAGGAUAUUUCAUUGGAAAAGAUUAAAACAACAUAAGAAGGAUGCGACAUUACAGACACUGAUAUGCAUUCACACAAAUCACUGUUUAUCAAGAUGAACUUUGGAAGGUGUAUGCAUAUAUAUUUAGUCAGUGGGAGGAAGCGUUUCGGUUUAACAACGGAAAGAUGCACUUGUUAAAUAUUACCUUACAUGCAGAUGCACUUGUGAUCUAACUGAUAUCCUUACAUGUAUCAGUGGUACAUAAUUGGAGAUUAUUCAAUAUGUCAUGGUCGCACGUAAAUAAUAGUGAAAUAAGCAGCACCAAUUCUCCUCCAAAUAUUACAAAUGCAGAAGAACUGUUACGGACACUGAACGAUAAGCUUGCCUUACGAUAUCUGCCGGUGAUCAUCUACAUGUUCUUACUUAUAUUUACCGGAUUAUUUGGGAAUGUUCUCGUUAUUAUUGUGUAUGUUCGAAAGAAAACCAAAUCGUCACUCAAUUACUUUAUAAUUAAUCUAGCAAUACUGGAUCUGUUGACGGUUGUCAUUGGUAUGCCGACCGAAAUUGCCGAUCUUCGGUAUUCUAUUAUGUUUUACGCACCAGCCGCUUGCAAGGCACUACGAACAGUAGAAUCGCUUUCAACAAUGGGUUCAAUAGUUACGUUAAUGGCAGUUGCUAUAGAUAGAUAUAACCGGAUAUGUAAAUAUGGUAAACAAAUGACAAUAGAAAAGGCAAAACGAAUUUGCAUUAUAGCUAUUAUAAUAGGAAUUUUCACAUGUUGGCCGGCAGCCAUCGUUUUUGGAAAGAAAACUAAAGAUGUUGGCAUUCCCGGUGUUUAUGGGGUUGAUUGUUCAACAGAUGAUUCAAUGAAGGGUACAAAAUAUCCUCUCGUUUAUUAUGGAUUAUUGUUUCUUUAUUUUGUUGUUUGUGUUAUAUUUUUUACAGUAGUAUACACAAAAAUCGUAUUAUUUAUCAGAAAACAAAAGAAGAAGGGAAAUAUAUCACAAAACUCCUCCCGAAAGAAAACAAAGGAACCGAAGUCUCUGUCAGGAGAGACCUCUUUUUCAGAUAUCGAAAAGGAUCAAAAUAAUGGCAAGGAAAAGCAAAGAAAUAAAAUUCAAACAGACUGUGUUCAUCAAAAGUUAGAAGAGACUAAAUCUAGACGCAAAAUUCAUGCAUCUAAAACUACUUUAAUGCUAGGGAUUGUAACCGUGGUAUUUGUUCUCAGCUUUCUUCCUUUUCUAACAGUAAUGGUAAUAAGAAAUAUAGUUAAAAAUUUCGAGGAUAUAUUGUCUGAAUCCGCAGAAGUAUUUUAUAAAUUCUGUUUAAAAUCAUAUUUCAUCAAUAAUUCUGUUAAUCCGAUCAUCUAUAGUUUUAUGAAUGUUCAAUUCAGAGGAGACGUGAAGAAAAUAUUUUCUCAACAAACCCGAUGUUGUGAAAAAAAAAUCAAUAUUUAUCAGCAAUAAGUACGUAGCAAAAAAAGGGUAUACGCUUCGAGGUAUUUUCCAGAAAGAGAUUGCUUGCUUAUGAGAUCAUUUAUCACUAACCAUUAUUCUACUUCAGUCUCAAAGUUGUGAUUUAGAAAUAAAAAUUAUAAAAAGUACAUUCCGAUGAUAGAAAAUAGAUUCAUAAAAAUGAAUAUAGAGCGAACAGUGCCGUAUUAUUUUUUAAAUACAAAACAAAUAUUAAAAAUAAUUUUUAAAAAUAAUUGGGGAUGCUUGUCCAUUCGUUUGAUGCGUUUUGUCAUUUGAUUUUGCCAUAUGAUUAGGGACUUUCCGAUUGAAUUUUCCUCGGAGUUCAGUAUUUUUGUGAUUUUACUUUUUGACAAUAAUUUUAGUAGGUUAUUCUUAGGUUGUAUGGAAUUAUACUUUUAUUAGCCAACUUAUUCAAAUCCCUCGUCUGGUUUCUGUGUUUUUAGCGUACAAAAGUAUUAAAAAUCAUAUCAAGUAUAAACACUAUAAUUAUUGGUUUUGAUUUCACAGACACGAUAUUCAUCUUUAUAACCAAAUCAUAGCAUGACUGUUUAAUUAAUAUAUUGAUGACAAGAGAAGUAUUAUUAUCUCAUCCUCUUCCAGUCGGGGUGUUGUUGAAAUUUAUUGUAAACUAUCGACGCCUAAGCUUUUAAUGAUAUAAGUGCUUUUGUUAAAUUUAGAUUUAGGGUGGCACCUAUUAGGCUGGAAACUGGGAAAUACGAAAAUUUGUCACUGGAAGAUAGAUGCUGUUUUUAUUGUUUAAUUAUUGUUCAAUAUCAGAUGAUGUCUUGUAUAUGAUUUUAUAAGACAAAGUCUUAAUACUGAAUUGUAAUAAAAAUGCAUAGUCAGAAAAAGUUUAUUCUUUAUCAUUUAUUCUUAACAAUUAACGUUUUAUUUCACAUAUGCCGUUAUUUCAAUUCACCCAGAUUAUAGUGUUAUAGAUUAAGUAUCACUGAAAUGAGACGCAAAGGGAAUACAUUUAAUUAUAACAAAUGUAAAAAGAAGUAAGUUUAACAUUUCAUUAUAUUAUUUCAUUAUUAUGUAAAGAAAACAUGUUAUUCUAAAAUUCAUUAUUUAUCAAAUAUUGUUCUUGAUAUCACAUGGGAUCAUUAUUACAUAACAUAAUUCAGCAAUACUAAACGUUUGACAUUCGGAUGCAAUGAAUUAGGCAUAUCAGUUAAAAAUAUGAAUUACUGAAAUGCGAAUGAAAUUAGCAUAUUAGGUCAUUAAGUUGAUUUACUACACAAAUGUCAUGAUGAUAUUGACUUGUGUUUCAGAAAAUUAAAAAUUUAACCGAA